UCUACCUUUCCAUUGACCCUGCUGACAUGCUGCAAGCUAAAUAUUAAACAUUUUUUUUAUCAAUUGAAGUCCAGCCUGGGGAGAAGAGACAGUUAAAGAAAUGUCUCAAUUAUACUUGCAAUCAGCUAAUCAGACUUUGUGUGCAUCUGUGGAAUCAAGCUCUGAAAAUGAAAGCACGAAUGAAAAAUGGACCGAAGACUCCUUUCCAGGAUUAGAAAUAUUGUGCACAAUUUAUGUUACAUACGCUGUGAUCAUUUCAGUGGGUCUCCUUGGAAAUGCAAUACUCAUCAAAGUUUUUUUCAAGAUUAAAUCAAUGCAGACGGUUCCCAACAUCUUCAUCACCAGCCUGGCAUUCGGAGAUCUGCUGCUUUUACUAACGUGUGUGCCUAUAGAUGCAACACGUUACAUUGUGGAUACCUGGCUCUUCGGAAGAAUUGGGUGCAAGCUGCUGUCUUUUAUCCAGUUAACAUCAGUUGGAGUAUCAGUGUUUACCCUGACUGUUCUCAGUGCUGACAGGUACAGAGCCAUUGUUAAACCCUUGGAACUGCAGACUUCAGAUGCGCUCCUGAAGACCUGCUGUAAAGCGGGCUGUGUUUGGAUUGUCUCCAUGAUAUUUGCUAUCCCAGAGGCUGUUUUUUCAGAUUUGUAUUCUUUCAGCAAUCCUGAGAAAAAUAUAACUUUUGAGGCGUGUGCCCCCUAUCCUGUAUCUGAGAAGAUCCUGCAGGAAGCUCACUCCCUGGUUUGCUUCUUAGUGUUCUAUAUUGUGCCCUUAGCUGUCAUUUCUGUCUACUACUUUCUUAUCGCCAGAACUUUAUAUAAAAGUACAUCCAACAUGCCAGCAGAAGAACAUUCUCAUGCCCGUAAGCAGAUUGAAUCCCGCAAGAGAGUUGCAAAGACAGUGCUGGUGCUUGUGGCUCUUUUUGCCUUCUGCUGGUUGCCCAACCACAUCCUCUACCUGUACCGCUCUUUUACAUACCACACUUCUGUCAAUGCUUCCACCUUUCAUCUGAUAGCAACUAUUUUUUCCCGUGCCUUGGCCUUCAGCAAUUCCUGCGUCAACCCUUUUGCUCUUUAUUGGCUGAGUAAAAGUUUCCGGCAACAUUUUAAAAAGCAAGUCUCAUGCUGCAAGGCAGCAUUCUGUGCAAAGCCUCCCAGUGCUCCCCAGAGCAGUUCUCCUACCAGAGCCCUGUCAGUCACAGGCAGCAUGCGUGGCUCAGAAAUCAGUGUUACACUGCUAACAGAUUAUAGCAUCACGAAAGAAGAGGAAAGUGUUUAGUCCAUGUGGGAAGAAGAAGGACAGAAACUGAGUCAUUGCUAUCAAGUUCCUGCUACUGGUAUCCUGGAAAGAGGUGCCAUGGCUUGCCCUAUCUGUGAAAGUGUGUUCAUCAGCAGUUCCUCAUCUUUCAAAGUAUGGAAUAAAGAAAUCAAAUUGUGUGGGGGAAGAAGCUGCAACAGCUGAGCUUUCCAGCAUAAGCUCAAAGGGAUUACUCAUGUUUCCAGGAAUGAACACAGAUUCCUAGCUGGAAUUCUUGUACUGGCCAGGAAGGGACUUAGCAGAGUUGGUGCAAGAAUUGGCUGUAAGGAUAGUUUUGUUCUUGGUGACUUGCUUUUUGAGUCAUGACUGUGAGCUCCC
Molecule: messenger RNA, 1633 nt
Organism: Zonotrichia leucophrys gambelii
Lineage: Eukaryota; Metazoa; Chordata; Aves; Passeriformes; Passerellidae
Gene: BRS3
Product: bombesin receptor subtype 3
Exons: 3
Coding region: 101-1276 (391 amino acids)
Biological process (GO): G protein-coupled receptor signaling pathway
Cellular component (GO): plasma membrane
Molecular function (GO): neuropeptide receptor activity
Source: RefSeq, a predicted model, not a curated record